Molecule: messenger RNA, 977 nt
Organism: Neomonachus schauinslandi (Hawaiian monk seal)
Lineage: Eukaryota; Metazoa; Chordata; Mammalia; Carnivora; Phocidae
Gene: PI15
Product: peptidase inhibitor 15
Exons: 5
Coding region: 1-777 (258 amino acids)
Cellular component (GO): extracellular region
Source: RefSeq, a predicted model, not a curated record
AUGAUAGCAGUCUCUGCAGUCAGCAGUGCACUCCUGUUCUCCCUUCUCUGUGAAGCAAGUGCUGUCGUCUUACUCAAUUCCACUGACUCAUCCCCGCCAACCAAUAAUUUCACUGAUAUUGAAGCAGCAGUAAAAGCACAACUAGAUUCUGCGGAUAUCCCCAAAGCCAGGCGGAAGCGCUACAUUUCGCAGAAUGACAUGAUCGCCAUUCUUGAUUAUCAUAACCAAGUUCGGGGCAAGGUGUUCCCACCAGCAGCAAACAUGGAAUAUAUGGUUUGGGAUGAAAAUCUUGCAAAAUCUGCAGAGGCUUGGGCAGCUACUUGCAUUUGGGACCAUGGACCUUCUUAUUUACUGAGGUUUUUGGGCCAAAAUCUAUCUGUACGAACUGGAAGAUAUCGCUCUAUUCUCCAGUUGGUCAAGCCAUGGUAUGAUGAAGUGAAAGAUUAUGCUUUUCCAUACCCUCAGGAUUGCAACCCCAGAUGUCCUAUGAGAUGUUUUGGCCCCAUGUGCACACAUUAUACGCAGAUGGUUUGGGCCACCUCCAAUCGGAUAGGAUGUGCAAUUCAUACUUGCCAAAACAUGAAUGUCUGGGGAGCUGUGUGGCGACGUGCAGUUUACCUGGUAUGCAACUAUGCCCCAAAGGGCAAUUGGAUUGGAGAAGCACCCUAUAAAGUAGGGGUACCAUGUUCAGCUUGCCCUCCAAGUUAUGGAGGAUCUUGUACUGACAAUCUUUGUUUUCCAGGAGUAACGUCAAACUACCUAUACUGGUUUAAAUAGGCUUAUCUUUUCGUCCAGGAAAUAGAAUGGUUUCUGGGAAUCAUAGGCAUAUAUAUAUAUUGAGUUUUGCACAUAUUAUACAUAUUUUAUAAUAAUCUUGUUUUCCUUUUAUUAUUCAUUGUAUAAAUUAGUGUUUGUCUAGUAUGUUUGUUUCAUCUUUGAGGUAAUCAAAACAUCCAUUUCUAUCUUCUGACCUCUAA